Molecule: messenger RNA, 3105 nt
Organism: Suhomyces tanzawaensis NRRL Y-17324
Lineage: Eukaryota; Fungi; Ascomycota; Pichiomycetes; Serinales; Debaryomycetaceae
Exons: 4
Coding region: 1-3105 (1034 amino acids)
Biological process (GO): negative regulation of transcription by RNA polymerase II
Cellular component (GO): nucleus
Molecular function (GO): RNA polymerase II transcription regulatory region sequence-specific DNA binding; zinc ion binding; DNA-binding transcription factor activity, RNA polymerase II-specific
Source: RefSeq, a predicted model, not a curated record
AUGGAAGAGGAUAUAGAUCCAGGACUACUGAGCACGGGACCUCCACCCCAAGAGACUCCCAGAGGCUCACCGCCGCGAAAACCUCAGAAUGACCUAGACGAUUCCGAUUCUGAAGGCGCCGAUGCCGCUGUUGCUGCUGAAUCCGAGCCUGAAUCCGAAUCUGAAUCUGAUGACGACUACACCAACGAAACCCUCUCCUCGACAAUCACCAGAGAGAUCCAACAGGGGACAUAUGUCUGCCUAGUGUGUACCAGUGAGAUCGACCACACAUCCAAGGUGUGGUCGUGCCGCUCGUGCUAUCGAGUUUACGAUCUUGAUUGUAUCAAGGAUUGGGCCAUCAGGGGUUCAUCCACAGAUAAGUCCAGUAAGAACUGGAGAUGUCCCUCUUGUAACAUUGCCACCAACAAGAUUCCUUCUCGUUUUACUUGCUGGUGUGGCCAAGUUACCAACCCGACCAACAACCCGUUGGUUCCCUUCAGUUGUGGCAACUCAUGUACCUAUAAGUAUGAAUCGUGUAUUCAUAGUUGUAGCUCCAUCUGUCAUCCUGGCUCCCAUCCUAUUUGCGGAGCCAUGGGCCCAACUAUGAAAUGUCACUGUGGAAACAUGCAGAAGCAGCUUCCUUGUCUCAUAACUCCGUAUGAGACCGGCUGGGCUUGCCCUGAUCCAUGUGAGGUCACGCUAUGUGACUUUGGCCACAAAUGCCCAAGAGGCUGUCAUCUGGGCUUUUGUGGAUUGUGUGACAUUGACAUUAAUAUCCUGUGCUACUGUGGCAAGGAGCACCUUGACAUCAAGUGUAGCGAGAAGGACUUGAAAGAAUGUCAAGACAAAGACGGCGUGCAGUGGGUAGGAGGCGUUGCCUGUUCCAAUAAGACCCGGGUAUUUUAUGAUUGCGAGGUUCACUUCGAGGACUAUUCGUGUCAGCCAUUAUCCUUCGAAUCAGCCGUGUGCAAAAUGGCUCCUUCCCAAGUCACCACCUGCUACUGUGGAAAGACCACCAUCCAGGACAAGGACAGAACCAAGUGUACUGAUCCGAUCCCCGAGUGUGAGUCUAUGUGUGAAAAGCCAUUACCAUGUGGAUGUGUCUGUUUGAUGAAGUGCCACGAAGGAGAAUGUGAAUGCCACAACUAUUUCGAUGUGAAGUGCUCGUGUGGCAAUGAGACAUUCAUGGUUCCAUGCAAAUUCAUCCAGGACGGCCACAAGCCAAGAUGCACCCAUAAGUGUCAAGCACUUUUGAACUGCCGCAAGCACUAUCACAGAGAACAGUGUUGUGCGUACGAACGGGUGGCCCAGGAGAGAGAGAGACACAAGAAAAAGGCAAUCAGAAACAACGUCAGAACCAAUUUCGAAGACGAUAUCAUGUCUCUUGAGCCAGCCCAUAUCUGUACCCGUCCUUGCAACCGUUUGAAAGCUUGCGGGGCCCAUUACUGUGAAGCUUUAUGUCAUAACGGGCCCUGUGGCGUCUGCCUUGAGUCCAGCAAUGAAGACUUGGUCUGUCAUUGUGGAAAGACCAGGAUCGAGGCUCCGGUUCGAUGUGGAACCAAGCUUGUUUGUCAUGAGCAAUGUGUGCGUGAUAAAGCCUGUGGACACAGAAGAGAAAUCCAUGAAUGCCACGAGGACUCUGUCAAUUGUCCAAAAUGUACCGUUUUGGUUGAAAAGGAAUGCAACUGUGGUCUCAAAUCAGAUGUGCCUGGUGUUCUUUGUUCUCAAGAUAACGUCUCGUGUGGUAACAUAUGUACGGUUGCCAAAUCUUGUGGACAUCCAUGCUUGAGAGUUUGUGCGUCGAAGUGCACCAAGGACAACAUUCACGAUAGUUCAACCAUUUGCAGAGCCCAGUGUAACAAGAUUAGGAAGAGUUGUCCCCAUACCUGCAAGCUCAAAUGCCAUCAGAACAAGUCUGGCAGAAGCAAGGACUGUGAUGUUACCCGAUGUACUGAAAUGGUUACAGUCACGUGUGAAUGUGGCAGAAUUGACAAGAAAGUACCUUGUGGAAGCACAAGAGAUGAACCAAGUAAUAUUGGAAACAUCUUGGAGUGUGAUGAAAGUUGUGCCCAGGCACAGCGUGAUAGAGCCUUGAAAGAGGCAUUUAGCUUCUCUGCUGAAGAUUCAAAGAAGGUUUCCGAUCAGGAUUUCAUUUAUCCAGACUCCAUCUUUGAAACGUACGAGAAGCAAACCAAUUGGUGCUCUCGAGUCGAGAACUUGAUGAGAGCUUUUAUUGAGGACUACAAUCUUCAAUUAGACAACGGUAUCAAAUCACCUAGAAGAACCUUCCACUUCCAAGCAAUGAGCAAGCCUCAGAGAGCUUUUAUCCAUGGCUUGGCAGAAACUAUGAACUUGUAUUCAGAGUCACAGGACCCCGAGCCAAAGAGAUCAAUUUUCAUUGUAAUUACCAGAUUAACCAAGCUCCCAAUCUAUUCCAUCACUGAGGCGUUGAGGCUCAGAAGGGAAGCUUUGUUUGAAGCAUCAAGAUCCGCGCUCACUUCUGAGGAAGUGAGCAAUACAUCUUUCAAUGCAUUGGUGAUCCAAGAUGUGUUCUUUGGAAUUACUAAGGAAGACCUAGGAAAUGCUUUAGCAAGAGUUGUCGAAGAUUUCAGUCUUGCCAGCUAUGUUCUUAGUUGGAUCAAGGACUCUACCUUUGUCUUCUAUUCUAAAGAGUUAUUGAAAGCGGGUACCGAAGAGUAUGUGCAAGAAUUGACCAAAUUGGUGAGUAUUGUACGGUCACUUAUGAGAGAAAAAUCAUUAGCUUUUGAUUGCAAGUUGUGCUUGAUCGACGAAGAAGCGACGAUAAUCUUGAAAACCGAAGGCAGAAAGCCACCAGCUAACGAGAAUUCAAGUGCUGGAUCCGAGAAACAGAGUAACAACAUUUAUGAUGUUUUGGGAGAGGAGGAGAUCACAGAAAUAUCCAUGGAUGGCACCACUGAGCCUGCUCUUGAUUUGGAAAACGCAAAGAAGCAAGAAGACUCACAGGAGCCAGAAAAUCCAAAGGAACCAGAAAUCACAAAGGAGCAUGAUUCCACCAGCGAUCAGUCGCUACAGGAAUCGACUACAUUAGAAUCAGAUGACUCGACCCAUGUCGAUGAAGCUGGUUCUGAAGACGUAUCCAGUUAA